Cuscuta europaea is the source of this 3530-nucleotide messenger RNA. The record is from the annotation of a GenBank genome assembly. NCBI's taxonomy places the organism in Eukaryota, Viridiplantae, Streptophyta, Magnoliopsida, Solanales, Convolvulaceae.
AAAUUUCCUCUUCCUUUCAACGCCCCUUUGUGUACGACUUCAUCUUUUUAUCAUACUCUAAUUUUCUACUGAACGUGGAACUCUUUUCUUCCACUUUCUUCUCGAGUCGGAUCCUAUUCUCAGUCAUCGGAUACACAUUCAACCACUACCAAUUAGUAUGAAUCAUAUCACACUCAAAUAAAGAUUAGUCAUACAUAGUCUCCGUGUAUAAGCUAGAAGUUUGACUGGCGUGCUAAAAUGGAUCGGAAUCUGGAUGUGGCAUCGGAAACAUUGGAGAUUGGAGGACAAGGGAACGGAACUGACGCCGACGAGGAGAAUGAAGUAUUCCCACCAGCGUCUGGUCUGCGACGGAGCAAGUACACGCCGGUGGUGGCGCAUGAUAAUGAUCGAGCGGGAAUGGAAAUGUCGUCUGUGGAUCUUGGCUCUUCCUCGUCUUCAUUUCCGUCCAAGGAUCUCAAGAAAAUUAAAGUGGGUGUGCAGCCAAAUUCAGCUUCUGAAGGAAGAGGAACUCUUUUAUAUAAUCAUGUUGGUGUGAAUGGCCCCCAGACAGAAUCAAAAUUGGAGUUGUUUGGAUUUGACUCUCUUGUCAAUAUUCUUGGUCUUAAGAGUAUGUUAGGGGAUCAAACGCCAGCCCCCUCAAGUCCCAGAGAUGGUGAUAAUGUAACUAUCACUGCUGGGCACCCUCAGCCAACUGAUGCAAAAUUGGGAACACUGAUGGGAGUUCUGGUGCCAUGCUUGCAAAAUAUUUUAGGAAUCAUCUACUAUAUACGAUUUUCCUGGAUUAUUGGAAUGGCUGGCAUCGCUGAGUCAUUGUUGCUUGUUGCCCUAUGUGGAUCAUGUACUUUUCUGACUACAAUAUCAUUGAGCGCCAUUGCAACUAAUGGUGCAAUGAAGGGUGGUGGCCCAUACUAUCUUAUUGGUCGUGCCUUGGGUCCAGAGGUUGGUGUUAGUAUUGGUCUGUGUUUUUUCCUGGGGACUGCAAUUUCUGCUGCUAUGUAUGUAUUGGGAGCUGUAGAGACAUUCUUAGAUGCUGUGCCAGCUGCAGGGAUUUUUAGAGAAACCAUCAUGAGAGUUAAUGGUACUGCAAUUGCAGAGCCAAUUAUGAGGCCAAGCUUGCAUGACUUGCAAAUUUAUGGGAUUGUCGUCACCAUUAUUCUAUGCUUCAUAGUAUUUGGAGGUGUCAAAAUUAUCAACCGUGUUGCACCAGCUUUCCUCAUACCCGUGCUGCUCUCAUUGUGCUGCAUAUUUAUUGGCAUAUUUGUGGCAAAGAGAGACCAUCCAGCAGUAGGAAUCACAGGGUUGAGCUUGAAGUCUUUUAAAGAUAACUGGAGUACUGACUAUCAGCUGACUAACCAUGCUGGGAUUCCAGAUCCUAAUGGAAAGAUAUACUGGACUUUUAAUGCAUUGGUAGGCCUGUUUUUCCCUGCUGUUACUGGGAUCAUGGCAGGCUCUAAUCGUUCAGCUUCACUAAGGGACACUCAACGUUCUAUACCCAGAGGAACUUUAGCUGCAACAUUGACAACAUCUGGAUUAUAUUUUGUUACUGUGUUUUUCUUUGGUGCUGUUGCAAACAGAGAAAAACUUUUGACUGACAGGUUAUUAACAGCUUCAGUUGCUUGGCCAUUCCCUGCAAUUGUUUAUGUUGGCAUCAUUCUUUCAACCUUGGGUGCAGCUCUUCAGAGCUUAGCUGGUGCUCCACGUCUCCUUGCAGCUAUAGCAAAUGAUGACAUUCUCCCAGUUCUAAAUUACUUCAAGGUUUCAGAGGGAAGUGAACCUUAUGUGGCUACUCUCUUCACUGCCUUCAUCUGUAUCGGAUGUGUUGUUAUUGGGAACAUAGACCUUAUCUCACCAACCACGACAAUGUUUUUUCUUUUAUGUUAUGCGGGCGUGAAUUUAUCGUGCUUUCUUCUGGAUCUUUUAGAUGCUCCCAGCUGGCGUCCUCGAUGGAAAUUUCACCACUGGAGUCUUUCUCUCGUGGGAGCAUUGCUUUGUAUAGUUAUUAUGUUUUUAAUAUCUUGGACGUUCACUAUUGUGGCCCUGGCCCUUGCUACCCUCAUAUAUUACUAUGUAUGCCUCAAUGGAAAAGCUGGAGACUGGGGUGAUGGUUUCAAGAGUGCCUAUUUUCAGCUUGCACUUCGCAGUCUGCGAUCUCUAGGAGCAACCCAAGUACACCCAAAGAAUUGGUACCCUAUACCCCUCGUAUUUUGCCGUCCUUGGGGCAAGCUGCCAGAAAAUGUUCCCUGCCAUCCCAAGCUCGCCGACUUCGCCAACUGCAUGAAGAAAAAAGGGAGGGGUAUGUCUGUCUUUGUUUCCAUCAUGGAUGGAGAUUACCUCGAGUGUGCAGAGGAUGCUAAGACAGCUUGCAAUCACCUAAGCACCUACCUUGACUACAAGCAAUGUGAAGGUGUGGCAGAGAUUGUUGUUGCCCCAAACAUGUCAGUUGGAUUCAGGGGCAUUGUUCAGACAAUGGGCCUCGGAAACCUCAAGCCCAAUAUAGUCGUGAUGCGGUACCCUGAAAUCUGGCGACGUGAAAAUCUACUUGAAAUUCCCGCAACCUUUGUCGGGAUCAUAAAUGACUGCAUCGUCGCCAACAAAGCAGUUGUUAUCGUCAAAGGCUUAGACGAGUGGCCCAAUGAGUACCAACGACAGUAUGGCACCAUUGAUCUGUAUUGGAUAGUUAGAGAUGGCGGCCUCAUGCUUCUUCUCUCGCAACUCCUCUUGACAAAAGCGAGCUUUGACGGGUGUAAGAUUCAGGUUUUCUGCAUCGCAGAGGAAGAUUCUAACGCUGAGGAACUCAAAGCCGAUGUGAAGAAAUUUUUAUAUGAUCUACGGAUGCAAGCGGAGGUGAUUGUGGUCUCGAUGAAGUCUUGGGAAACCCCGCCGGGUGAGGAACAACGAGAGACCAUGGAGGCUUUUGCCGGUGCGCAGCAGAGAAUCAGUAGUUACCUGGCGGGAAUGAAGGAGGAAGCUGAGAGGGAAGGGAGACGGUUUUUGAUGGCCGACGGGAAGGACGUUCAGGUCAAUGAGCAACAGGUGGAGAAGUUCCUUUAUACCACUCUGAAGCUCAACUCGACGAUAUUGAAGUACUCUAGGAUGGCGGCUGUUGUUUUUGUGAGUCUUCCAUCUCCGCCCCUCAACCACCCGUCCUACUUCUAUAUGGAGUAUAUGGACCUCUUGGUAGACAACGUGCCUAGGUUGUUGAUUGUCCGAGGGUACCGCAGAGAUGUUGUCACCUUGUUCUCAUAGAUUUGAAUUGCUGGUACAUUUUAUCUCAUUAUUUUUUCCCUCCAACUAAUUUCAUUUGGUUCCAUUAAUCGCGGAACAUUUUCCUUUUCUACACAGUUGGUUAAUUCCUUAGGUUUAUGUUGUUCAUAUGUUUUCUCACUUCGGUUAUUGGGUGUAAAAUUGUACUAAUAGCAGUAGUUUUUCAACAUUCUAUUUUCUUUUGGAGACAAGUUCCAGACACUCGGGUUUGCUGCAAUUUUUGCUAUAACUUUGAACAAACAUAAUUUCGCUUGUGUCUUUCGAAA